CCUCCAGCCCUGGGCAGCUCCUGAGCUCAGGUCGCUCGCUCGCGUGGCCGCCUUCUCCAAUUUUAGGGGCGUGGAGGUGGCUUCUUCCCCUUGUGCUUCCGGCCGCACGGGGUUGUCCGCUCCGAGAUUGUUGCGGAGCUGUCGGAAGCCCAGGACGGUGCUAGGGGCGCAGUCGGCUCCGCCCUCCUCCCUCUCUACUAGUAGGCCGAUUCACGUAGUAGCAUCCGGUAGGGAAAUGGUCGUGCUUUCGGUGCCCGCCGAGGUCACUGUGAUCCUGUUAGAUAUCGAAGGUACCACAACCCCGAUUGCUUUCGUGAAGGGUAGUGAUUCGGAAACAGAGAUUCACCCUUGGUGGUUGGUAUGAGAGGAUUCUUGUUGAUUCAACCUGAAAUGAGGGGAGAAGCCUUUGGAGAAUCACCAUAUUGGGUCUGAGUAUAUCAAGAGGACAUUUUAUUUCCUUAUAUCAAAGAAAAUGUUAAAGAGUAUCUGCAGACACACUGGGAAGAAGAGGAAUGCCAGCAGGAUGUCAGUCUUUUGAGGAAACAGGCUGAAGAGGACUCCCACCUGGAUGGGGCUGUUCCAAUCCCUGCUGCAUCUGGGAAUGGGGCGGAUGACCUGCAUCAGAUGAUCCAGGCUGUGGUAGAUAACGUAUGCUGGCAGAUGUCUCUGGACCGAAAGACCAUGGCAUUGAAACAGCUGCAGGGCCACAUGUGGAGAGCAGCAUUCACAGCUGGACGCAUGAAAGGAGAGGUUUUUGAAGAUGUAGUUCCAGCAGUCAGGAAGUGGAGAGAGGCUGGAAUGAAGGUGUAUGUCUAUUCUUCAGGGAGCGUAGAGGCACAGAAACUAUUAUUUGGGCAUUCUACAGAGGGAGAUAUUCUUGAGCUUAUUGACGGUCACUUUGAUACCAAGAUUGGGUACAAAGUGGAGAGUGAGAGUUAUCGAAAGAUUGCAAACAGCAUCGGGUGCUCAACCAACAACAUCUUGUUUCUGACGGACGUUACUCUAGAGGCCAGUGCUGCUGAGGAAGCGGACGUGCAUGUGGCUGUGGUGGUGAGACCCGGCAAUGCGGGACUAACAGAUGAUGAGAAGACUUAUUACAGCCUCAUCACAUCCUUUAGUGAACUGUACCUGCCUUCUUCAACCUAGAGGAGGAUUUCUAAGGAAGCCCCAACUGUCUUCACAGAGCUGUCCCUGUAGUCUAGUUUUAUUCUAAUGGUAAAGUAAUUUACUUAAAAAAUAUACAUAAACACACAUGUAUGUAUGCAAGUAUAUAAAUGUGUGUUCAGAUUACCUUUCACAGGCACAUAAGUGGGAAAAAAUCUCAGUUCAGUGAAAAGGAAACUUAUUUAAAGAUGCUUUAUAUGUAGAAAUUGUUUGAAACCAUAGCUCUAACCCAUAUUGCAGGUAAAAUGUAAUUGAUAGAAGAAACUACAAUACAGGUCAACUGUAUUAUGUUUAUCAAGUUUUGUACCAAAAUGGAAAGGUAGGUUCGAGAUGUUAUUCAGAAGCCUUGUUAUUUUAAAAACUGGAAGUAUUCCAAAGACUUACUCCUAAUAAUAAUUCAUCCCCACUUUUCAUUGUAAGUUAGAAGAUUACAGCAGUUGAAUUUCAAAAUACUAGCUUCCCUACAUACAAAAGACAAAGCUAUUUCUGCUCCAAAAGAGAGCAAAAUUGGGAAAGGAGCUUAUUUGUUACUUAAAAAAUUUGCUGAUCAUCGUGGCACCCUCAGCAAGCAGUUGCCUUACCAGUAAAAAAGGUGUACUGAUAUAACAGUAGAUAUAUCAGUGUAGUUCUUAACAUCUUAACAUUUUUAACGAAACAGUCCGAAUCCUGCCAUUUAUUAUCAUUAUAGAUUUUAUAGUUACCUUUCUAACUCCUUAGCACAGUUUGAGAAUAUAUGUUCAUUGCUAUUUACUGUUUAAAAAAGGUUUACUGAUAGCAGUUUAUAAGACCCAGAAGACCCCUAAUAUGUACUAUUUUCCUCUGAAAUGGCUGUGAGAAAUGUAAAUUUUAUUUAUCCUGGUUAAAUUCUAAUGGGAUGUUAUGUUAAUUUCAUGUUAUGAUUAAUAAAAACAUUUUCUUCACUCA
This is a messenger RNA of Pteropus alecto (black flying fox), 2088 nucleotides long. It is a transcript of the gene ENOPH1, whose product is annotated as enolase-phosphatase 1. The transcript has 7 exons. NCBI's taxonomy places the organism in Eukaryota, Metazoa, Chordata, Mammalia, Chiroptera, Pteropodidae. Gene Ontology annotation, molecular function: magnesium ion binding; acireductone synthase activity. The coding region runs from base 625 to 1146 and encodes 173 amino acids. The record is from RefSeq and is a predicted model, not a curated record.